AUGAACGCUGCUCACUGUUUGCUGGACCGUAUGCGCACGCGCAAGGCUCUGCACGAAAUUGAUGAUAAGAAAAAAGCGCAUGGCUGCUUUUCAUCCGUGGGCAGCGCGACGCACUCGUUCCAUGGCGACGAUGCUGUGGGUUUUGGUCCCGCUUACAUGGUGGUAGCCGACGGCGUGUCCGGCACGGCCAAGUCGUCUGGCGUGCUGGCUCGGAUGCUGGUGGCUGAAACGCUGUCAAAGCUGGCAAAACUGCGCAAGCAAACACGAGAGGAGCCGCUCUGUGCCGAAGACUUUAGCCAGAGCAUGCAAGCAGCGACCAGGAGCGCAUGCAAGCUUGCAAAGCGUAAAGGUCGACUUGACUCGACCAUCUCGGCUGUGUUUUUUGACGAGAAUUCGCGUCAGAUGUUUGUAUACACGAUCGGCGACUGCAAGUGUGUGGUAUUUCGAUCCGGCGAUCUUGUCUUCGAGAGUGACUCGAUUAUCUACGACUUCAAUGUACCUGCCGUGGUAUCCAGCAACCAAUCCAUUAAUUAUAUAGCCGACGUCCAGAUACAAGCCUUCACGUACGAAGCUGGUGAUGUGUGUUUCUUAUUCUCGGAUGGCGUACACGAUAAUCUGUACGUGGACGAUAUCGCGUCCUGUGUCGCAUCGGCAGCAAGUUUGCCGUUACCUCGAUCCAAAGGUGGAAUAGCAGAGGAAAUGGCACGAAGGACAGUACAGCGUGCCAAGGAAACAUUCACAUGCACCACAGAGUUCAUUCCUUUUGCCGUCUCAGCUGCAGGAUUCUGCCUUGAAGCGUUAAAUGAGCUGGUGGUCAACAAAACCGUUGAGUCUGAGGAUUUUAAGCGAUUUCGACAAAAGUGCGAGACCAUUCCAUCUUUAAACGUGAAACGUGCUGCAUUUGUCAAGGAGCGUCGCGUGCGUCAACUAGCUUUCUACAGUGCGUCGAACUUACUUGCUUUUGCGCAUAAGAAGCAAGGCAAACGCGACGACGUGUCCGUGUGUGCAGCAGUACUUGCAUGA
This is a messenger RNA of Peronospora farinosa, 1023 nucleotides long. The record is from the annotation of a GenBank genome assembly. NCBI's taxonomy places the organism in Eukaryota, Oomycota, Peronosporomycetes, Peronosporales, Peronosporaceae.